This is a messenger RNA of Rotaria sordida, 243 nucleotides long. Lineage: Eukaryota; Metazoa; Rotifera; Eurotatoria; Philodinida; Philodinidae. The record is from the annotation of a GenBank genome assembly.
AUGACCGAUCCAUUGGAUCUUCCAGUCGAUUUGGACUUUGACAAUGCUGGCAAUAUGUAUGUUUGUGAAAGUGGCAGCCACCGUGUACAAUUUUUUGCUUUAAUUAGCAAUAAAUCAUGUUCAACAUCAAAAGCAUCUAUGAGAGCAAUACCAACCAUUUUCACACUUUCAUUCUACUAUGCUCAAUAUUUGAUUGCAAUUGUUCUCACAAUGUUAACAUGGUUCAAUAUGGAACUAUUUUGA